Molecule: messenger RNA, 5340 nt
Organism: Daphnia pulicaria
Lineage: Eukaryota; Metazoa; Arthropoda; Branchiopoda; Diplostraca; Daphniidae
Product: calphotin-like
Exons: 5
Coding region: 1538-5155 (1205 amino acids)
Source: RefSeq, a predicted model, not a curated record
CUCAACCGUGCGGCGGGGAACACCGCUCGAGAUUUUCUCCCACCACGAGUCGAUAAAUUCAAAAGAACCUUAUUGAUAACCAGAGACUACUAGCAGGACAAAAACGGCAAAAAGCUUUCCAAGCCUGAAGCGUCCAAGGACUGAGAUAGCCUACUUUUUCUUCCCCCCUCCGUCUUCCUACUGCUUCCAAUCGCCGCGGCUUGUAAACGACCAGACGGAAAGGCAACGAUGCGCGUCAAUUGGAAAGCGUGACUGGUGGCUAACUUCUUUUGGUCGGCGGAGCAACGUGGAAUACAAUAAUAUAGCUGACGGGCCGCGGGGAUGGAUGUCAGUAGGUUACGCACUCAAAGGCUUCUGGCUGCUUCAUCUGACUAUGAGAUGCCCUUCUGCCUCUCCAUCCAUCCAACGGGUCGCUUUUUUAUUUUAUUUUAUUUUAUCUGGACUCACACAGGGCCAUGUGCCAGCUAGGUUAGGUCAACGCUCAGGUAUGGCCAUCUGAGAGAGCAGAGAGCCCAUGCUGUUGUGUUGUGUACAAUCAAGCGCGCGUUGCCGGGAGCGAGAAGAGCCCACCCAUUGCCUGUUAAAGAGAUGAUGACUGUGCCGGAGCUGCUUGCCGACCGUGGAUGAUGGGAGGAUAAAAAAGAUCCAAUUGUGUUGCAAGCGUUUAGAACGAAAAAAUGGUGUUUCCUUCUCUCUGGCCGGCCGGAUGGUCCGCCGGGAACGGGUCAGUGGACACUCGGCUAUAUUUUUGGUUGCGCCGCAAUGGCCGGCAAGAAGGUGGAGCUGAAUGUCCCCCUUCCAUCUUAAUCGGUCGCCCAGCGUGCCUACCUGCCUCGUGUGUGCGUGUACACACACACACACUGUACAGGUGCAUCUAAGAAAAAAUCUAGGACGUUGUUACCUGCUGCCCUAUUGCCUGCGUACCUUACCUUUGCCUUUUGUCUUCUUCUUCUUCCUCUUCUUUCGGAGAGGAGGAGGAACGAGAGGGUGGUAACCUGAAGCGCUCGUCUCUCUCUCUCUCCACCCACUCGACUCGUUCUGUGUGUCAUCGACGUCGGCCUUGUCUGACCGAGUUUUUUCUCUCUCAAACCGACUCCCUCAACCAACUCCACCACCUCCUCUUAGCCACAAGCACCGGCACUCCCGCAUGGGAAAAAGGAAAAAGAAAACUCCCGCCUCUUGUCUUGCUUCAUCCAGCUAAAGCUCUGCUGCUUUGGCUCUGGAACAGGACGAAUCAAACCCGGACGGAGUGGAACCUAACGUCGGCAGUCUUCCUUCAACUCUUCGAGAGCUCAAGUACCUACCUCGUCGGCUCCAGCGGAAUUUGUCACCACUCGAACAACUCUCAUCUCAUCCGCGAUUUUAUCACCGAGAGCCCAAAGUGGUUGUUUUUAAAAAACGAGUGCUGCUGUCCACUUCGCUUUUCUAUUCCGUUCAAGUGAUCAGUGCGACUCCUUCUGCUCCGUGUUAGCCGCCUUAACCUUCAGGUUAGUUUCUGCUCGGUGGACCCAAUUGGUCCAGAGACCAGACGGCAAACAUGCUGGCACCACAAAGUUGUUUGACGGUGAUGGCCGUCUUGAUGGGAGCAGUUCCGCUUCACUUGGCUUUCCCAUCUGGCCAAACUUGGUUCAUUCAUCACUCGGGUCAGGUAGCCCGGCCGGUUAUGAUCAAUUCCAGUCCCGUCUCCGACGAGUUCCCCAUUCCGCGCUUCGCACUGCCAGAACAAACAGCCUCGCGGCGCCAAGACGGGCCUUUCCAAGCAUCGGGUUCCAACAACCUUCAGAAUGAACCUCCAGUGCACGUGAAACCGGGAGACAAGGUGUCGUUGAUCGUGCGUAACCAAAACCCACUGGAAGCCCAAAAGUUCGUCGACGUCGGGGCGCUGCUUAUGGACUUGCAGAGGAUGCCACCAGCUUCGGAUGGAUCGUAUCACGUCUUCCUCGCGCCACCCAACUACCCCCAACCGACUGGAGGCCAAAAGUUUGACGUGACCUACGUCGGUGCCCCGCAGCGGGAGCAGCAGACGGUGUCAGACCCACGCAAUCCGCACCCACCUCUUUUCGUGGCCCCGCUCGAUUACAGCGUUCCGCAAGGCUACGGACGUGUGCAAAUUCCCAUACAAAACGUCAAGUUUGCCCUCAACUCACCAUUCCAGCAGGUUCAGCAACAGCCGGCACAGUUUCAGCAACCCCAACAACAGUUUAGACAACCCCAGCCGCAGUUCCAGCCAACGCAGCAGCAGCCAAUCCAGCCUGUGCAGUUUCAGCAACCUCAGCCGGUGCAGUUCCAGCAACCUCAGCCGGUGCAGUUCCAGCAACCGCAGGUUGUGCAAUUCCAGCCUCCUCAACUUCAGCCGGUGCAAUUCCAGACACCUCAACCGCCUCAGUUCCAGACACCUCAACCAGUGCAGUUCCAGCCACAAUUCCAGCCCUCUCAGCCACAAUUCCAGCCCUCUCAGCCGCAAUUCCAGCCUCCUCAACCACAGUUCCAGCCCAUUCCAGCGCAACAACCGCAAUUCCAACCGCAAUUCCAGAAACAAACUGUCGUUUCCGAAUUCCAACGGCCACAGUUCCAACAGCCUCCUCCUCCUUCCAGCUUUGAGCAAUCUCUAUCCGAUAUCCGGCUCCAAACUGGAUUCGUUCCGUUCCAAACUUUGGAAGAAACCAGUACAUCUCCUCCAGUAACUCAACCGGCUCCUCCACCUCCCCCACCAACUCAACCAGCUCCUCCACCAGCUCCCAAGGAGCCACUCGUCUUGGCCGUCGAGUCACCGGAAUUUUUGGAACUCAUCAAACCCCGCCCAGCUCCAAUAGUUGUCGAAGUCGUUGAGAAUGCCCCAGUGUCCGAAAUUCCUCAGCCAGCGACCCAGUCCCCAGUAGUCGUUCCACCUGAAGAGAAAGUAGCACCGGUCGUUGAAUCGAAACCGGUCUCAUCACCGGCUAUUAUUCCGGCUUCUUUCGAAUCGGCGCCCGAGGUUCCCGCUAAUACAGUCACAUUAAUUCCACCACCACAGGAAGACGCUCCCCUGCCGGCCCCCACUCCCGCGUUCGAGCAGACAAUUCCGGCCGCCACUCCCAUUCCGGCACCGGAAAUUUCAGGAGUCACUGAAACCACCCAAACUCGUCCGCUGAAGAAACGACCAAUUAAUCGAAUUCCUUUGGAAGGCGGAGUUCCCCAAUGGCCGGAUUUCCAGGCAGUUCGUCAGCGUCAGCAACUCCAGCGUCAGCAAAACCGAAAGAAGAUUACUCCGUCUUCCGCCAACAACUUCGAACCCAUUCUGAGCCAAACUCAACCCGAUGCGCCGGUAGAUCCAACCUCUUUCGGCCAGAAGAUUCGCAACAAAGUUAAGACCAAUUCCUUGGUCUCGCCGCCGCUUCCUGUUCCGGUUGAACCGCAAGUCGUCUUAGAACAACCAAAGGCUCAAUCGUUCAUUGUCGAACCCGCCGCUGUUGAACAAACACAUCACGACUCGUUUGAUCUUGACCCUCCAGUCGUCGAACGUGACGAAUCGUUCCAGACACUCGAGUCACAAAACGCCGCUUCCGGCAACCAACGCGGACGCAUUCGUUUCAACAGGCCCAAUAGCUUGAACGUCAUUCCGGCUGAAGUUUCGACGCCUCCACCAGUCCGUCACACCGUCAGCACUUUGGUCGGUGGAAGAGGCCGCAUACGAAUCAAUUCCAACAGUUUCACCACCCCUACGCCCACGACUGCCGGACCGACUUUAGCUGCCACGGAAGCAUCCACGGCGGCUCCUACAACUGUUCAGACGGCAGCACCAACAGUCGCAGCUACGACAACGCCAACAGUCGCAGCUACGACAGCAUCCACAACGCCGGAAGCAACGACUGUUGCAGCAACAGUUCCCACGGUCGCCCCGACAGCUUCUCGACUUGUUGAUCCGGUGGUUACCGAGGGACCCGCUCUCGAAGAGGAAAUCAUUAGAGGAGACAGUCCUAUUGUACUAGUCGAGGAAAGUGUUCCAGUCGCCGAGGAAGAAGAAGACGUUCCUUUAGAAGAAGAAGAGGAAGAAGAACUAGCGGUUUUGGAAGAUGAGAAGUCCGUCGAACCGGCCGAGAAGCCUUGGUCUCCCUACGAGGCCAUCCAGCGUCAAAGAGAGACGACUGUUGAACCAGAAGCGGCCAGUCAGGUCGUUUCCAGCAAUGAUCAGCCACUCCGCAUCCGCGGGAAAACCACUUUCACCUCCUCGAGGAUCCCUCUUCCACCUGUCAGGCCGGAAGUUGGAAACCGACCGGUCGUUCUCCGACCUGCAGCUUCCAUUAGGCGACCAUUGCCUCCAACCAUCCGCAUUACAAAGCCCGUCUUCGAUAUCCAAGGGCAAGAAAAUAUUCGCUCGCAGGAGGAUUUCAUUGCCCCGCAAUCACUGGAAUUCGGCAUCCGCGAUGGAGUUGAAUCUAAACCUAUUUUGAUCAAUAAUUCGCCGGCCCAAUUCUUGCUUCCGGUUGGUCGACGUGUCCCUGAAACGCGACCUGGAAUUCAGAACAUCCGGAUCGGUCGCCCGACCACGCAGGCCCCUUCGACAACUACCACCACCACCACCACCACCACCACCGAGGCUCCCGUCGAAGAAGAACCAGUCGAUGCCUUCCAGCAGGAAGCCGACGAAUUAGUGACGGACGAACCCCUUGCCAACGACCAAUUAUUGCCAGAAGAAGAAGAAGAAGGCGAAGGAGAACUAGUAGAAGAAGAAGUCGAAGAGGAGAUCCUUACGGAUGAAGUCGAAGGAGAAGAGAACGAAGAGUUUGUCGAAACUGUCGAUGAAACCGAGCCCGUCGUGUCUUCAACUGCGGCUCCUACGGUCACGACGGCCGAGGCGUUUUCAGAACUUGUCGAAGAACAGGAGGAAGCUGAAGUGGACCCAGUCGUCGUGGAGGAAACCAACAAAUCGGCGGAGCCCAUCACGACCACGACAGAGGCGCCAGUGGUCAUCGAGGAGUCAAUCGUUCCGGUGGAAGAGGAAGUCGAAGAAGAUGGCGCCAUCGAAUUGGCCGCAGGUAACCACGUUGACGAUUUGUCGAACCCGAGCGAAUCGUCCGAUGACGAACGCCAAGUGCUGGGCGUUUCCACGGCAACUGAAGUAUCUCUUAUGUACGAGCUCUGCUACAGAGGCCGCUGCGUCCGCGUUCAUGAAUAAGAAAUGACGCCGCCCUGCCACCAGCGUUGCAGUCGAAUGUCUGUGUGUGUUUUCUGAAAUAUUUUAUGAAGUAACUUGAUUGUCAAUUUACGUGUCCCCCCCCCCUCCACCCAAGUCCAGUACUGCUCAACAAUUCCCGUUGGCACGGUAUAAUCGCAAUGUAAAAACAAACAAAAAAACAAUUU